Trichoderma citrinoviride is the source of this 1461-nucleotide messenger RNA. Its product is annotated as ORC2-domain-containing protein. Gene Ontology annotation, cellular component: nuclear origin of replication recognition complex; nucleus. The transcript is spliced from 2 exons. The annotation marks the transcript as partial. NCBI's taxonomy places the organism in Eukaryota, Fungi, Ascomycota, Sordariomycetes, Hypocreales, Hypocreaceae. The record is from RefSeq and is a predicted model, not a curated record. Gene Ontology annotation, biological process: DNA replication. Gene Ontology annotation, molecular function: DNA replication origin binding.
AGCACCCCCAACUCGAAACGCUCGAAACCAGCCGUCGUCCCCGUCUUGGCGACUCCCACAAAGGCCAUAGCCUUCAAUGCCGCCCUCACGCCCGGCAGGGCCGCCGACCGAUCGGCGAGGAGGAAGAGCGCGCGAGCGCUGAUUGACCGCGUCGUCGGGGACGGAGGCAGCGACGAGGACGACGACAUCACCAGGCAGAUUUACGAAUCGAGCGACGCCGGGGACGAAGACGACGAUGGCGAGGACGAGCUCGAGGACAAGACGGACGGCGAGACAACGGCGGCAGGCUCCGUACAAGGCGGAGAAGAAGAAGAAGAAGCCGCCACGCCCUCGAAGAAGCCUCGGGGCCGCCCCAAGGGCAGCCGCCCAAAGAGACCCAGGUCGCCCACGCCGCCGAGGGAUCUGCCUCCUCACGAGCUGUACUUCUUGCACAACCGGCCCGGCAAGCCCAAGACGUCGGACAACACCCUGGCGUCCCUCAACCUGCUCUCGCACGACGAGUACUUUGCCGUCCUGCGCGAGCACCGGGACCGCCACGCCGACAACAUCGAGUCUCUCGAGGCGCUGCACGCCGAGUCCUUCCCCCAGUGGGCCUUUGAGCUGUCCCAGGGCUUCAGCAUAUGUCUCUACGGCCUGGGAUCCAAGCGGCAUCUCCUCCGCAAGUUUGCAACCUACAUCCACGCCAGCACCAGAAAGUCCACCAACAGCAGCAGCAGCAGCAAGAUCGUCAUGGUCAACGGCUACGCGCACACGACCAACCUCCGCGAGAUCCUCAGCGUCGUCGCCUCCGCCAUCGAUCCCUCCCAGAGAGUGCCCGCCUCUCAGCCCGCCGUCAUGAUCCAGAACAUCUCCUCCCUCCUCUCCGCCACGAAGAAGCUCACCAUCACCAUCGUCAUCAACUCCAUCGACGCCCCUCCCCUCCGCAAGCCCGGCUCCCAGGCGAUCCUGUCGCAGCUCGCCGCCCAUCCGCAGGUCCACCUCGUGGGCUCCGCGGACACACCCGACUUCCCUCUGCUGUGGGACAUUGGCGUCCGCUCGGGCUUCAACUUCGUCUUCCACGACUGUACCACUUUCUCUCCGUUCAUGGCCGAGCUCGACGUCGUGGACGACGUGCAUGAGCUCCUCGGCCGGCAAUCCCAGCGCGUCAACGGCCGCGAGGGCGUCGCCUUCGUCCUCAAGAGUCUGACGGAAAACGCCAAGAACCUGUUCCGCCUCCUCGUCGGCGAAGUCCUCAUCGCCAUGGAGGACGAAGGCGACGACGGUGUUGGGCUGGAGUAUAGGAUGGUGUACAACAAGGCCGUGGAGGAAUUCAUCUGCAGUUCCGAGAUGGCUUUUCGGACGCUACUCAAAGAAUUCCACGACCACCAAAUGUUGACGAGCCGCAAAGACAAUCUUGGAACAGAGCUGUUGAGCCUGCCAUUUCGUAAAGAAGACUUGGAAGCCAUUUUAGAAGACUUGACU